CUGCCGCACAAUGAAUGGCCGCUAAGCGCGGCGGCACCGGGAGCGGCUCCGGGAGCGGCCGCGGCCCCAGCGCAGCGCCCCCGGCCCCCGCCCCCGCCCGGCCGCCGCCAUGGCGCAGACACUGCAGAUGGAGAUCCCCAAUUUCGGCAACAGCAUCCUGGAGUGCCUGAACGAGCAGCGCCUGCAAGGGCUCUUCUGCGACGUCUCUGUGGUGGUCAAGGGCCACGCCUUCAAAGCCCACCGGGCCGUGCUGGCUGCCAGCAGCUCCUACUUCCGAGACCUUUUCCACAGCUCCAAGAGCGCCGUGGUGGAGCUGCCGGCGGCCGUGCAGCCCCAGUCCUUCCAGCAGAUCCUCAGCUUCUGCUACACCGGCCGCCUCAGCAUGAACGUGGGCGACCAGUUCCUGCUCAUGUACACGGCCGGCUUCCUGCAGAUCCAGGAGAUCAUGGAGAAGGGCACCGAGUUCUUCCUCAAGGUCAGCUCGCCCAGCUGCGACUCGCAGGGCCUGCACGGCGACGACACGCCGGGCUCGGAGCCGCAGAGCCCGGUGGCCCAAACGUCAGCGGUGCAGGGCUGGGCGGCCACGCUGCCCUUGGUGUCGCGGGUCAAGACGGAGCAGGGCGAGCCCGACGGCGUGCAGUGCACCUUCGUGGUCAAACGCCUCUGGGACGGCGCCGCCAAAGACGCCGGCGGCAACGGGAGCCGCAAAAUGGCCAAAUUCUCUGAGGCGGCGCCGCGCCCGCCGCAGCCGCCCGGCACUGGCGCCGGUACCAGCGCCGGCGGCACGGCCCCGGCUCCCGCGCCCGCCCCGGCGCCCGGCGCGGCCGCAGACCAGACCAGCCCCGGGGGCACAUCCAGCGCCUACACCAGCGACAGCCCCGGCUCGUUCCACAACGAGGAGGACGAGGAGGAGGACGGAGGCGAGGAAGGCUCGGACGAGCAGUACCGGCAGAUCUGUAACAUGUACACCAUGUACAGCAUGAUGAACGUGGGGCCCGCAGCUGCAGAGAAGGUGGAGGCCCUGCCCGAGCAGCCCCCCCCGGAGCCCCGUGCCCGCGCCCGUCUGCGCCAGGACCUGGCGUCGCUGCCGGCCGAGCUCGUCACCCAGAUCGGCAACCGCUGCCACCCCAAGCUCUACGACGAGGGCGACCCCGCCGAGAAGCUGGAGCUCGUCACUGGCACCAAUGUGUACAUCACGCGGGCGCAGCUGAUGAACUGCCACGUCAGCGCGGGCACGCGGCACAAGGUGCUGCUGCGCCGCCUGCUCGCCUCCUUCUUCGACCGGAACACGCUGGCCAACAGCUGCGGGACCGGGAUCCGCUCGUCCACCAACGACCCCAGCAGGAAGCCGCUGGACAGCCGGGUGCUGCACGCGGUCAAGUUUUACUGCCAGAACUUCGCUCCCAACUUCAAGGAGAGCGAGAUGAACGCCAUCGCGGCCGACAUGUGCACCAACGCGCGGCGCGUGGUGCGCAAGAGCUGGAUCCCCAAGCUGAAGCUGCUCAUGGCCGAGGGCGACUCCUACACCUCCUUCAUCAACGACACCGGCAAGCUGGAGCCCGACAUCAUGGGCCCCGAGCCCCCUUUUGAGGCGGGGGGCCCCGAGCCCGAGGGGGGGCCAGCAGGGGAGGGGCUGCAGUGACCCCCCCCCCGCCAUCCUGAGCCCACCCUGGGGAUGUCCCCCCCGAGCAGGGAGGGGACUCAACCCUAAACUGGGGGUGCAGAGCAAUGCCCCCCCACCCCGCCGCCCCCAGUAGGAGUAGGGACCCCCCCCAGACAGGGCCACCCCCCAGUGAGGGCAUAGGGACCCCCCCAGGAUCCUCCAGUGAGGAUGAAGGGAUUCCCCCCCCCCACCUGGGGACUCCCCCCUCACACAAAGGGGGGCAGGGUCCCACCAGCAAGGGACCCGCGUGGUUUAGGGACCCCCCCAACCCAAGAUGGGCACUCCCAGGGGCAGGGACCCCCCCAAAGUGACCCCUCAGGGGCAGG
Molecule: messenger RNA, 1989 nt
Organism: Vidua macroura (Pin-tailed whydah)
Lineage: Eukaryota; Metazoa; Chordata; Aves; Passeriformes; Viduidae
Gene: NACC1
Product: nucleus accumbens associated 1
Exons: 6
Coding region: 110-1642 (510 amino acids)
Biological process (GO): regulation of transcription by RNA polymerase II
Molecular function (GO): RNA polymerase II cis-regulatory region sequence-specific DNA binding; DNA-binding transcription factor activity, RNA polymerase II-specific; protein binding
Source: RefSeq, a predicted model, not a curated record